GACUUUAGUCUUUAGUUUAUGGUAGAUCGCCGCUUGUGACAGUUCGCGAGUGAAAAAUUGAAAAUUAUGAAGUAAAAUAUUUUCUAAAAUUAUUGUGUUUAAAUGACAGCAGGAAAAGAAACAAUGGGUGAACAGCCGAUAUUCACGUGCAAAGCCCACGUGUUCCACAUAGACCCGAAGACCAAGCGGUCAUGGAUGUCAGCAAGUUCCGCUGCCGUCUCCGUCUCCUUCUUCUACGAUUCUUCAAGGAACCUCUACCGCAUCAUCAGCGUUGAGGGGACGAAGGCGGUGAUAAACAGCACGAUAACAGCGAAUAUGACGUUCACGAAGACGUCGCAGAAGUUCGGCCAGUGGAGCGACGUGAGAGCCAACACUGUCUACGGUCUCGGGUUCGCUUCCGAGCCCGAGCUUGGCAAGUUCAUAGAAAAAUUCCAAGAAGUGAAAGAGGCGAUCCAAGCGCAGCAAUGCGGGGCUACUGGUGGCAAAUCAGUGACGAAUGGCAACAGUGGCGCUGCUACUCCAGUGGCCAGUGCUACUGCUAGCCCGCUGUUGGCUGGCAGGGCUACUGGGGCUGAUGAACCGCCUCCGGCCGUGUCACCGGCACAGGCUUUGCCCAAACCAGAGCCCGAAGAUAUGGCAGUACAUCAGAGAGCGCACUCAGUAUCUUCCACUCUUCAGGGUGGGUACGCCACAGUGGGGCGGGCGCCGCGCGGACCUCUCGCGUCGGCCGGCGCGCCCGCGGUCAUCGACCCGCCGCCCGCCGACUCGGAGCAACAGUUGCGCUACGAGAACGAUCGCCUCAAGCUCGCGCUCGCACAGAGCUCAGCGAACGCCAAGAAAUGGGAAGUCGAACUGGCCACCCUGAAGAGCAAUAACCUCCGCCUAACCGCCGCCCUACAGGAGAGCACCGCUAACGUGGACGAGUGGAAGCGGCAGCUGCACCAGUACAGGGAGGAGGUGGCGCGCGCCAGACACUACGCUGGUAAAGGCGCAGAAGCUAACGAAGUGGAACAACUUCGGCAGCGCGUUGCGCAGCUCGAAGCAGAGUUAGCGCAGAAGAACGAAGAGUUGGCGCAGAUUACCAAGUCUAAGAAGAGCGAGCAGGACGCAGAAGCGAAACUGGCUCAAAGCCAGUUGGAGUUAGCAUUGGCCGCGCAAGACGGACAGCGGCAAGUUAUACAAGCAUUGAACGAUCAACUGGCGAGGCAGCUAGAUGAGCUGAGCACGAUCCACCGCGAGAUCAACUCAGCCCUACAGACAUGAGACGCGGCCCCCGCCUGCUCCACCGGCGGCGCCGCUAACACCACCAAUACUACAGCAGCGGGUUCCCGGUCGCGGCGGCUGCCGCUGCUGCUGCGGACGGCGCCGGACGCGUACGUGACGGUGAAGGCCAAGAAAUGAAGAGUGCUCUCGGUAUUUCGCAAGGUGCACGAGUUUUUUUAAUUUCUUCAACGUUGGUAGUGUCGGUUGUUGUUUUUCUGUAGUUUCUGUAGUAUUUGUACUAUGAUAUCAAUGUGUGGUAGGGAUGGUCGUAUUUGAUAUUGAGUUGUCGAUAUUUUUGUGUCGAUUGAUGAUUUCCUUAGUUUUUAAAAGUGCAGAAGUUAUUUAAAGUAGGAAUUCCAAGUAUUAAAAUUAAGUUCUAAUUAGGAUCACUACCAGUCUAUAAUGUUUGUUCAAUCAGUUACAUAAAGUUAGUUAUUCUACUUCACAUUGAUAUCAUCACAGAUUUUUGUAAUGUUACUAAAUUCAGCUUAUUUGGUUGGGUUUCAGAUAUUGUAAAAUUUCAAUUGGUUUAUUACUUUCACAAUUUGUAAAUCUUGGUCGGAGAAGAUAAUUAUGUUAUAAAAUUAAUUGAAAUACUGUCUGUAUAAGUAUUUCAAAUUAAAUGUUUUAAACCAUGAAGUAGUUGCUAUAAAAUUGACUAAUAACAUUAAUGUCUCACAUUCUUUUUACCAACUACUUCAUAAGGUGAAUUUAAAUUGUUCUACUUGAAAUGCAAUCAAAUUGCAAUUUUAAUACUUAUGGUGCGAACAACCGACACUUUUCCUUCGACGUUAGUUCAUCGAUAACUUAUUUAUUGUUAGGGCACAUCACUAGCAUUGGUUUCAACUGAAAGUAUUAUAAACAAUACGGUAUUGAUUUCUUGUCAUUACGAUGUCAUCACAGUUUGAUUAGGAACACAAGUGGACAAGUUGUUAAUCUAUGUAUUGAACCCAUUAAAAGGUUAUUGAAUCAUUGUAUAAAAUUCAAGAGAAAGAACAGUUAAUUUCAGCAGUUAAAACAUCAGUAGAAUUUGGUUUCAUACACCACCAUAUUAUGUUAAGUGUUUUCUCGACUCGCGCCUUUAAAUAAACUGUUCUUUUUCUAAGUCAUGUAACACCCGAUCUCACUAACUGUGGUAUUAACUCAUUUCGUUAAAUAUUUCAUUGUAUUCAUACGGCAAUGGUGCCUCAUUCCCAUAUCGCUACUAAGCGAUUAUAAAUUUUAUCGAUAUCGAUAGUGUCUUUUAAGAGUAUUGUAUCGAAACGAUUACAUCGAUAUUAGAGCUGUAUGCACUAUAAUCCGAAUUGAAGUUUAUGGCAAAAUAAAUCGGUAUUUCCAAUGUCAUGUAACACAAAUUUGUUCCAACAAGUAAAUUCUUAACGAACUCUGUUCGGUAAAGUUUAAGUAACUAAAUAAAGUGGUUUGUUUCAAACGAGCGCUUCAAGUUAAGGCUAACGAUGUAUGAAAUUAUAUGACGUCAUACAUAUUACUUAUUAAUGAAGUUGUUUCACGGUUUUGAAGAUGAACGAGCGCUUUUAAAGUUUAUAUAUCCGUGACGUCACAAGGGCUUUGUAAAGUUACUUGGAUUUCAUUCAAUUAUAAUUAACAACGUUGAAAUAUCAUGUGGAUGGAAUUUUUCAUGCUUAUUAUGUCCGAUAUGCAUUUUACAAUCAUUUGAUAUAAAAAAGUUGUACAGCUUUGUAAUUCAUUUUAAUUUUCGAUACUGUUUUCCCACAAUACCACUGCCAAGUAUUCAUAACAAUUGCCGAACUUAAAACUGAAAAUUCUAACGGUGCUUCAGUAAUCAAUGUUUUGACUAUUGGAUUUUACCAUAGUAAAUAUUCCGCAUUUAUAUGUGAUGUAUUCCACUAAUCAAUAUCUAUAUAUCUAUAAAUGAAAUAAAAAAUACCGAUACUCCUUGUUAGAAAACGUGAGAACGUCUCGUUUCAAAGGAAAUGUUAGUAUGACACUCCAUUUGUUACAUACUCUAUGUUUAAAAUCACAAUCACCUCUUAGAUAUAAAUAUUUGACAAGUAUCAACCACGUUUAUGUCCAUCAUAAAUGAUUAUUGAUAGUUUUGAGUCAAUUCGAGUCAGUGAUGUCGACCCACCCUUAUCUAAAUGUAAAUACGUUCGAAAAUCGUGUGACCCCACGAUUCAAUGCCAAAAAUAACUAAUUUUAUUAUUAAAAUUAAUGUAUAUUUUAAAAGUAGAUUUUUAAUAUUAUAUUAUUGUGUAAGAAAAACUGGUUGCACGGUGAAAUACCGAAUUAAAAGUAUAUAAUGAGAAUAUGUGACUCUUGGUUUCGAUAUUCGCCUGAUAUAUUAUGAUAUAGUCGACAGGCAGUGCCAUGUCCUAGUGUAUGUGUGUAUAUUGAAAUACUCCCUAAUUAAUAUAAUAUCGAAAUAUAUAAAACAGUCGGCUAACAUAUUGCCUCCCAGUCCCUUUCGAUCCCCUUACACUUCAAGCUGACGUGAUUGGGCAUCGUUAAAGGGAUUUUAAAAACAAUGAAUAAUAAAGCUUCGAUUUAAAAGUUUUUUGAACGCGUUAAAUUUAAAUAAAUAUUGCGUAGUAUGUAAGAGUAUGUAUUUUACAGAUAUAUGUAAUGUUUACUUACCCAACGACACUCUUGUUUCGAUCUGUGAGCCAUUUCAUUUCGUGUAAUGUGCAUUUCUUUCGUCUCGAAUACAUUUUCCAAUAUUGUUAUAAUAUGUUAAGGUUGAUAUUUUGAGUGUUCUGACUGAAGGUUUAUGUUCUAACAGCUUUAUGUAAAAAUAUGAUUCAUUUUUUACCAGUCAAAUAAUAAAAAAAAAACUGGUAAGUUAAAGUGACUAAAUGUUGGCAAUUUUUCUUCUAAACGUGGUCUUCAGUCAGAACAUAAGUUCAAUAAAUAUUCCUACGAUACAUUAGACUUACGAAACAUUUCCGUUUAACUUUCCUACUGUGUAGGUGUAUUCUAUUACUAAAAUAAUAUUAAACGAUAAUUAUUAUUAUAUUGUAACGUAAAAUUCCAAUCUUGAUGAUUUUUAAUUAAUAUAUUAAAUAUAUUCAUCCUUAGGUGAUAAGGUUUCGUGGUUCGCGCAAAAUUAUUUUGUAAUUUGUUAUUCGAUAAGUAUUACUGGAAAAUACCGAUAUACGCGUUCACUUAGAAUUUCAAUUAAUAUAAAGUUAUUAAAAAACUUUUUUGAAGCUGUCCAAAGUCAGAGCUUUGUAAUGAAAUGACUCGUACAAAAUAAUUUUGCGGGAUUCAUACUAUGUAUGAAGAAAUAAUAGAUAAAAAAUUGUCACCAGUAUCCGUCUAACUCCCAAACGUUGACGUAGAACUUAAUUUCGACUUUAUUUCCAUUUGAUUAAGUUUGACAUUUGUUUGAAAACCCUGUAAUUCAUAGAUCCCUUAGCAAAUUAGUGAUUACACUUUGGCAGAUAAUAUUUUCUGUGAUUUUGUCAAGUUAAAUCGUUAUUUUAGAAUAUCUUUGUUAAUAUUGUAUCAUAAUAUUUUAUCUUAAAAUCUUUAUUUUCUUAUAUCAAAUUGUAUUUUAAUACGUAUCCUUGUGUUCAUAGUUUUUAUUUAUAGGAAAGAAGUAAUAAUUUUAUGUUAUUACAAUAAUUACAGAAGAACAUUAUCUGUCAAAAACCUUGAAAAAAAAAUUGAAAACAAAAUGAUAUCAUUAAAAAGGCUGAGGACACAAUUUUUAAGAUAUACAAUGUCUUCUAAACAGGGUAAAUUUCAUUUACUGUUGCGUGGAUUUUUAAAUAGUGAUCGUUGUUAUUCGAUUUUUACUCUCGACAUACACUUUCCGUAGAUCUUUACAAUUUGUUCCCUUAUCGGUAGGUCUAUCGAACAAUAUAUUAUACUCUCUACUCCACUCUUACCUUACGUUCUCUUGUACACUACAUGAACAAUUUAUUAUUUCAUAGUUAAAUAAAUACAUAGCUAUAGUAGGAAAUAAUGUUUAUAGACACAGUAUUUAUUUGUACAUGUAAAGAAAAAAAUCUGUUUAUCAAAUAGAUAAAAAUUUAGUAGUACUGAAUGAUCUGUUGGAUUAUAAGAAAUGUAAUAUAAAAUUAGAUAAUGUUUAAGUGUUAUUCCCUUUUAAUUUGUAAACCGAAGAUGUUAAGUGUGACUACAUAUAAAUAACAUUUAUAGUAUAGAUAGUUAUAUGUACUAUAUCAUAGUCGUUACAAUAGAUGAGAUUAUCAUUUUAAAUGUAUCUGGGCUGGGAGAUGACAUUUUUUGUUUUUCUAGUGGUCUGUUAUUUCGGCCCGAACUGUACCCACCGAGUACCACGUGGUGUGCCAAUUGUUUUUGCCAGGAAGUGUAAUAAAUAGUCUUUAAUGCCUAAUGAUCGACAUAGACAAUCGUUUUACUUUUGAAUCCGCCAUCUUGUUGUCGUUCAAAAAGGUAAAUUGAAAGAGUUUUGUCUCGAGUCGCAAGUAUCGGCCACUUGAUAUUGUUGUAUUGUAAUCGCAUUAAUUAUAGUUUUAAUUGUAAUUUAUUCAAUAUAAAUUGUUAUAGUCUGCGUUGCAUUUGUUGGAAUAAUAUUUUUUUUUAACAAAAAAUCUCGGAAAAGUCCUGCAAAAAUAAUAAUCUUCGUAAUCCUGCGUCAUCGUUCGUAAUAAUUGCAUUUUUUUUAUUCUCAGAGUCGUCUCGAAUGUAUUUAUCUAUUUAAUAUAUUUACCAAAUAUAAUAAAUUCAAAAUUCAUUAUUGGUACUACAUUAUAUUGUCCUCAAUCGCCACAAGAGGGUGCUAGUUUACCCCAUUAAUAUGGGUUGAUCUCAAGAACGUUUUAAAACCCAAACAAAGUAGCUAGCACGUAGAAUGUAGGUACACGGGUGUUGCAAUAAUCUCUUUUAAUGAAGUAUUCGAAUAUCGAAUUUAGUCACAUCAUUAUAAAAUACAAAUUAAAGUGACAAAUGUCUCCAUCUGUUUGGUAAUGCAAAUUGAACUUUAUAUAACAGAGUUAAGGUUUAAAAUGUUUUAUCGGCUGGUGUUUUUGUUUGUCAAAUGCAGCGCAGACUUGGUAUGUGUACUACGUUAUAUCUUCCAUUAGAAGCGUAGUCGCUGUGAGCUGAGUAUGCAUAUUAAACAAUAAAUAAAUACAAUAUGGAUUUCAA
Molecule: messenger RNA, 6378 nt
Organism: Helicoverpa zea (corn earworm)
Lineage: Eukaryota; Metazoa; Arthropoda; Insecta; Lepidoptera; Noctuidae
Gene: homer
Product: homer protein homolog 1
Exons: 11
Coding region: 103-1263 (386 amino acids)
Biological process (GO): G protein-coupled glutamate receptor signaling pathway; regulation of store-operated calcium entry
Cellular component (GO): cytoplasm; plasma membrane; dendrite
Molecular function (GO): G protein-coupled glutamate receptor binding
Source: RefSeq, a predicted model, not a curated record